AUGUCAAGUUCGGGCUUACAAAGACGCAGAGGGGGUAAUAAACAAACCACCUCAAAAUCAAGAAGCUCCAAUUCAUUUGAAGAGGAUAGAGGAACUGCUCAAAAUGAUUCUGAUAUCAAGGUGGGCUACGAUGAUCGUGAUAUUAAAGAUCCAAAAGAGGUAAAAAUACCCUUGUUAACUCUUAUGGAGGAAGUUCUUUUGAUGGGAUUAAAAGACAAAGAGGGAUACUUGUCAUUUUGGAAUGAUAACAUCUCCUACGCUUUGAGAGGCUGCAUAUUGUUGGAGUUGACAUUCAGAAAUAAAAUUACUUUGGUAAAUGAUCCUGCCCGGCGCAGAUUUGAGCUCAGUGAUAGACUCGUAGAGGUUAUCGAUGAUGAACCAACAGGGGAAGUGUUGUUGGACGAAGCGUUAAAGAUUAUGAAAGGCGACGAAUCGAACUUGUCCGUGACCAAUUGGAUUGAUUUGUUGAGCGGAGAAACAUGGAAUUUGAUGAAAAUAAACUAUCAAUUAAAGCAAGUUAGGGAAAGGUUGGCCAAGGGUUUAGUAGACAAAGGUAUCUUGAGGACCGAAAGGAAGAACUUUUUCUUAUUUGACAUGGCGACACACCCAGUGGCUGACAAAUUGUCUAAGGAAUACAUCAAAAACAGAAUAUUGUCAUUGCUCAUACUGAGGAAUGUCGAUCUAGAUGCCGUUGCUAACGACCAAUUCCCUAAAGAUACUUCUCUUAGAUACUUGAGAUCUAUAUCUUUGGUCUGUGGAUCAUAUGCUGCUAAUGUUUUGGAGAAUGUAUUGAUGUCGUUGAGUUACGACAAAAGAGACCAAGCAUUUGCCAGGGCCGAUGAACUUUUGGCGGACUUUAGUGAAUUUCCAUUCAAUUUAUCCCAUCAAAGUCCCUUGGGACUAGGGUUAAAUUUGGGACAAGAGGUAAGUAAUGAAGUUUCAGAGUCCCCAGUCACUGAAUUGCAAUUAGAAUUAGUGGCCGCCGUCUUGAGUGUUUUUGCAAGGAUGGACUCGAUUCUUUAA
Molecule: messenger RNA, 1023 nt
Organism: Lodderomyces parapsilosis
Lineage: Eukaryota; Fungi; Ascomycota; Pichiomycetes; Serinales; Debaryomycetaceae
Exons: 1
Coding region: 1-1023 (340 amino acids)
Biological process (GO): Golgi vesicle budding; Golgi to plasma membrane protein transport; retrograde vesicle-mediated transport, Golgi to endoplasmic reticulum
Cellular component (GO): cytosol; trans-Golgi network; Golgi cisterna
Molecular function (GO): phosphatidylinositol-4-phosphate binding
Source: RefSeq, a predicted model, not a curated record